Molecule: messenger RNA, 1359 nt
Organism: Ricinus communis (castor bean)
Lineage: Eukaryota; Viridiplantae; Streptophyta; Magnoliopsida; Malpighiales; Euphorbiaceae
Product: mediator of RNA polymerase II transcription subunit 18
Exons: 6
Coding region: 254-907 (217 amino acids)
Biological process (GO): termination of RNA polymerase II transcription; regulation of transcription by RNA polymerase II
Cellular component (GO): mediator complex; core mediator complex
Molecular function (GO): transcription coregulator activity
Source: RefSeq, a predicted model, not a curated record
AAUUGACUUUUAAAGUCAAAUUGAGUUUGGACGAGCCAGUUGGUCAAGUUUUCAGGUCCAGGUCAUUGCCACUUUGGUCAAUCAGCCGAGAGGCCCCGAACCCUAAACCUAAAAGAUUAAAAGCUAGAACAGCUUACUAUAACUGCAUCAAUGCCAGUUAUUAGAAGUUGAAAGAAGACGGCAGAAACUGUAACCUCCGAGACAAUUUUCAGGAAAGCUUGGGAAAUCUUGACAUGAAAUAAAGUGAAUUACAAUGGAAUGCGUGGUACAAGGAAUUAUCGAGACACAGCAUGUUGAGGCCCUCGAGAUUCUUCUUCAGGGUCUUUGUGGUGUUCAUAGAGAACGCUUAAGGAUCCAUGAAUUAUGUCUGAAAAGUGGUCCAAACCUUGGAAUAGUUGCUUCAGAGGUUCGACUUCUGUGUGAUCUGGAACAGCCUGAACCUACCUGGACUGUUAAACAUGUUGGAGGUGCAAUGAGGGGUGCUGGUGCCGAGCAAAUCUCAGUCCUGGUAAGGACUAUGGUGGAAAGCAAAGCAAGCAAGAAUGUGCUUCGCUUAUUUUAUGCACUUGGCUACAAAUUGGAUCAUGAGUUGCUGAGAGUGGGAUUUGCCUUCCAUUUCCAGAGGGGUGCUCGGAUAACUGUUCGGGUCUCAUCUGUUAAUAAAAUGCUAAAACUACAUGCAACUGAUGAGGCUGUACCAGUAACUCCUGGCAUUCAACUGGUUGAAGUAACAGCCCCCGCAACACCUGAAAAUUACUCUGAAGUUGUUGCAGCAGUAUCAUCCUUCUGUGAAUAUCUUGCUCCGCUUCUGCAUUUAUCAAAACCAGGUGUUUCAACCGGGGUUGUCCCUACUGCUGCUGCUGCAGCUGCAUCUCUUAUGUCGGACGGUGGAGGCACAACCUUGUAGCAGCAAUGUAAAGAUCCACGAUGCCAAAAGAAAGAUGGCUUUGAUAGAUGCUAACGAGUUGUGGUGCCUAUAAAAAGGAAUCAUGCCUAUUCAUUCUCAAACUGCACUCUGUACAGAAAUAGUUUGCUUCUAGUGGGUGGAUGAAUAUAAUAUUUUUUUUAUUGCCUAUGUCCAUUACUGAAGAGAAUCAAGGAUGCCUUUCACUUGGAUGCAUUUCUUUCUGCAGGAUGGGUUCAAUGAAUGAGGGAAGUAUAUUGGGUUUAUAUUGUAAUUGUUCCCCUCCAAACCUUUCCAUAUACAUCCGAAGAUUGCUUAGGAAUUACAAUUAAUCUAGGUCCAGAGCUUUUUUGUAUUUUAGGUUUGAUUUAAAGUCUUAUCUUUCAGUGUAGAAUCAUGUAACCAAUGAAUUGCCUUUUGGUCUAUAUCUUUUAUGUAUUUAUGGUUCAUGCAAA